CAGACUUCUCUCGUCCAGUGACGCUCAGCCAAACGGCAUUCUGUCUCAGCGUCACAGAACGGAAGUCUGGAGGCUCUGGUACCCAGGGUACUGUUCUCAUUGAUGGAUAAACCACGAGAUGCAACCGUCCGUGAGUAAGUUUGGCGUCUAACUCCUAAGGACAUUCCUGGGUAUAGUAUGCAGAUAUUUGUCAAGUAUGGGCCUAUUUAAGAAACAUCCGACUGAGAUUCGUGGCUUUUAGACACAUCCUCGAAACUCGAUAUGGCGGAAUUUGACGGAUAUCAAGCCCUGAGCCAAGUUUCGAACCAAACAACAGAGGCUGAAAUCAGGCAAAUCUACGAUAACUGGGCGACCAACUACGAAAUGGACACAAACAGCCAUGGCUAUGUUGCUCACAAGACAUGCACGGAUGUGUUUGACGCCGAGAUGGCGAAGGCGUACCCCAAGGAUCGUCUCUCUUUGAGGGUAAUGGACGCCGGGGCAGGCACAGGGAUUGUCGGCGAACACCUGCAACAGCUCGGGUACACUAAUGUGGACGGUCUCGACAUUUCUCAAGAGAUGCUUAACAUUGCCCGACAAAAGCGUGUCUACAAGAACUUGAUUUGUGCGGGGCUGAGUGAGACAGAAAUUGCCGAGAUUGCUGAUGGCCAGUAUGAGGGAAUCGUGUGCUCAGGGACAAUAACGGUAGCACAUGUCAAGGCGGCGAGUCUUGGUGAACUAAGACGAUGGCUAAAACCAGGCGGUAUAAUCUGCUUUACUAUCCGCCAAGACGCCCUCGAAUUACCCGAGUACGGCUACAAGCAGAAGAUUGAUGAGAUGGUUACCACUGGCACGUGGGAAAUGAGGCACAAGAGUUUAAUUCAAUACCAUAGCAAAGCGGGUGUAAAGGGAGGUCAGGAUAACUGCUUCGUGUUAGUGUUCAAAGCCACCUAGAUUCCACUGAAAAUUUCUUCAAUCACACAUAUUUUUCUAGCACCAAUAAAUCUUUUGAUGCAUCCUGUAUUUGAAAGUUAUCUAGCUUGUAAUUGUUAUCGCACUGUUAUGGGGUUAAAAUUGUAAAUAAAACAGCUCUUUAACUUUAAAUUAUGUAACAUGUGUAAGUCCAGAAACCAGGAAAGAAUUUAAAUACAUUAUAUAAAUAAGAGAUAGGAAGGGUCUGUACUCCCUACGCCUGGAAUUUCUACCCCUUGAAUGUCUACCCCUCACUUCAUCUGAUAUUAUAAUAGCUAAAUGAUGUUUUUUAAACGUGAACUGACGUAAAUUGGAGUAGGUAAGUUUUGCAGGUCAUGGCCAGUUUACCAACACAAUACAAUUUAUAUCACUCAUUGUAUACAGAUUUAGUAUAUUGAUUUGGCUGAAAGUGAAUUAUAUAAUCAUAAACUCCAGCAACAUUCCCCUUUUUGCCGCCUUUGCUUUUUUCUUUGGAGGGUUAAAUAUAGAGAGGAAAUCUGCCUCUCCGAUUUCUUAGCAAAAUCAAAUCCCCAGGAUCUAUUAAGUUUUUCGAAAAAGUGUCUUAACUUCGUAUAUUUACGGCAGUGCACGCCAAAGUGGAACUCGUCCUCUACCGUACUGGCCAUGACCUGCAAAACGUACCGUCUCCCUAAACAUCCCCCCUCCCCCCUCCCCCCCCCCCCCCCCCCCCCCCCCCCCACUACACUCUUUUUUUAUAUAAAAAAAGAGUGUAGUGCUAUAGGCUGAAUUAUUGCGAGUCAGCUAUGGAAAUCAAUUGUAUAAUUAUCGCUAAGGCUCCUUUUCCUCGGCCUAUCCUGAAGUUCUGUUCAGUUUUUAUUCCUUGUAGGGAGCUCACAGGUCAUUCGUAUAGAAUCUAGUUAUUUGAUAAUUCUCUUCAAAUUUGUGAAAUAAAGUUCUUAAGCACAAA
This is a messenger RNA of Nematostella vectensis (starlet sea anemone), 1879 nucleotides long. Its product is annotated as ribosomal protein L11 methyltransferase. The record is from RefSeq and is a predicted model, not a curated record. The coding region runs from base 262 to 933 and encodes 223 amino acids. The transcript is spliced from 4 exons. Gene Ontology annotation, molecular function: S-adenosylmethionine-dependent methyltransferase activity. NCBI's taxonomy places the organism in Eukaryota, Metazoa, Cnidaria, Anthozoa, Actiniaria, Edwardsiidae.